Messenger RNA from Pseudopipra pipra, 7071 nucleotides. It is a transcript of the gene TBC1D24, whose product is annotated as TBC1 domain family member 24. The transcript is spliced from 10 exons. Gene Ontology annotation, cellular component: nucleus. Lineage: Eukaryota; Metazoa; Chordata; Aves; Passeriformes; Pipridae. The record is from RefSeq and is a predicted model, not a curated record. Gene Ontology annotation, biological process: response to oxidative stress. Bases 1505 to 3283 code for a protein of 592 amino acids.
CGUGUCCGGGCCGCGGGUCGCCCGCCGUGCCCGUGCGAGGCCGGGUGGGAGCUGCGGGGGAGGCUGUGUCUGCCUGUGGGCUGCGGAGCCUCCCGGAGCAGUGGGUGGCCGCGGGGGCUCUGGACAGCGCCCAGGGGCUGCUGCGGUGUGUGCGGGUUAAAUGGCCUGUGAGUGCCUUCCAGUGCCUCCAGUGCGGGUCCACCCUGUUCCAGUCCCUGGAAUGUGGGAAAAGCUGGGGGUGAGGCGGAGAGGAUCCCCCGGUGGCUGGUGGUGCUCACCCAGAGCUCACGCCUGUCCUGCUGGCCGGGCCCCUCGGAGGGGCGGUGGGUCCUCUAAACCCAGCACUUGUGUUCUGCGGCCUCUUCCUUCAGGGUUUUAAGAUCUCUGAAAUGAAAGUAAAAUUUUGUUAAGGGUUUGUUCUCACGUUGCUCUUCCUCCAGGAGCUGCUCUAUGAAGCAUAUAUAUAUAUAUAUAUAUAUAUACACACACAUAUAUAUGUAUAUGUCUGUACAGCCUGUCCUUCAGUGAAAAUUGCUGCUGUAGUAUUGGGACUGCCAAACUGUUCCCCACCACCCAAACAUCAGAUUUAGGGUACCUGCCGAAAUGCUUCUCUGCCUCUCUGGGCCUGUGAGCAGGAGAGCAAUAGCCAAGGGGAUGCAGCAUGUCUAGGGGUAUCCUAGGGCAGCAGAAGGGAUGACACCUUGCAGGUGCCUCUACCUGUGAUGAGAGAAAACUGGGAGCUUCUCAGUUGGACUGUAUUAUAUCAAUCCUUGCAUUUUUAUAUGUAUAUAUAUUUUAUCCAAUUCCUACAGGAAGCUGGAGCAUUUCAAAGCUUUUCUGGCUUACAAGAAAUCCCAAUAGGAUUGUCAGAGCAUCCAGGAAUACCCAGAGCACAGAAAUUACAUAGGUCACAUCUAGGGAGCUGUAUUACUAGAAAAGGGAAUUCCCUGUUGUUGGAAUUUCCUUCUUUCUGCAAUCACUAGCAAUUAGAGUGUUGCAAAAGACUUCUCUUCAAGAUAGUUACUCGGGAACAGCACUGACAACUUGAAUCCAAGGAUUUCAGCAACAUUUUAUGGUAGCUCUUUGUUCCUUUGAGCAGUAUGUGAUACUUCCUUCUAUCCCUCCAAAUAUGAAUCUGCACUGCCUGGUUGCUGCCUUGUAGUGGGAGGAAUGGGCAGGAGACAGCCCUGACUCACUGGCCCUUGGCUGCUGAGGGUGGAGAAUGACGGGGAAAUGUUAACUUCCCUGGAGCUGACAUUGGCUCUGCGAUGGACUGGUGUCCUAUUGCACCUCCUGGAGACACACACUCAUCUCACACCAGGGCCCGUUGCUGAACCCCAGAAGAUCUCUCACUGUCAGGACAAUGGGUUGCCUCAUGUAAUUACCGUCUGAGAAUUAGCUUCAGAUGUGGAAGAAUGCAACAAAAUGAAAAAUCUGCGAGUCCUUCAAUGACUAAGUAAGGUCUCCGUUCUCAUGAUUUAUCUGAUUUACUUCUCCUGGAGCCAUGGAUGAGUACAGUCGCUUUGUGGACUGGGACAAAAUGGAUGUGAGUGCCCAGAGCCAGGACACGAAGGAGCUCAGCUGCACCGAGUUCCAGGAGCUCAAGCACCUGGCCCGGCAGGGCUACUGGGCCAAGAACCACUGUCUGAGAGCCAAAGUGUACCACAAACUCAUCAGCAGCAUCCCAUGCCGCACGGUGACCCCAGAUGCCAACGUGUACCGGGACAUCGUCGUGAAGAUUGUGGGAAAGCGCAGCAGCAGCUCCCUGCCCCUGCCAGAGUUUGUGGACAACAGCCUGGUCCCCACGUACUGCCUGAACGCAGAGGGCGUCGGGGCGGUCAGGAAGAUCAUCCUGUGCAUCGCCAACCAGUUCCCGGACAUCUCGUUCUGCCCGGCGCUGCCAGCGGUGAUCGCGCUGCUGCUGCACUACAGCAAGGAUGAGGCCGAGUGCUUUGAGCAGGUCUGUCGCAUCCUGGCCUGCAAUGACCCCUCCAAGCGGCUCAUCGACCAGACCUUCCUGGCCUUUGAGUCCUCCUGCAUGACCUUCGGGGACCUGGUGAACAAGUACUGCCAGGCAGCCCACAAGCUGAUGGUGGCCGUGUCUGAGGACGUGCUGGAGGUGUACUCGGACUGGCAGCGGUGGCUCUUUGGGGAGCUGCCCAUGGCCUACGUCGCGCGGGUCUUUGACGUGUUCCUGGUGGAAGGGUACAAGGUUCUCUAUCGCGUCGCGCUGGCUCUUCUGAAGUUCUUUCACAAAGUCAGAGCUGGGCAGCCCAUGGAGUCCGACAGCAUCCAGCAGGACAUCCGAGCCUUCGUGAGGGACAUCGCCAAGUCAGUUACUCCAGAGAGGCUCCUGGAAAAAGCCUUUGCUAUCCGCCUUUUCUCUCGGAAGGAGAUCCAGCUGCUGCAGAUGGCCAAUGAGAAGGCUUUGCAGCAGAAAGGCAUCACGGUCAAACAGAAAAGCCUUGCACCUCCCAAAAGGCAGAAUGUGCACUUGGCAGUUCAUGCUGAGAACUUCAAGUCAGAAAUUGUCAGUGUGAAGGAAAUGAGAGACAUCUGGUCAUGGAUCCCAGAGCGAUUUGCUCUGUGCCAGCCCCUCCUGCUUUUCACCACCUUGGAACAUGGCUGUAGCCUAAGCAGGUUCUAUUCCCACAGUGAGGGACACGAACCAACUCUUCUCCUCAUCAAGACAACAGCAAAAGAGGUCUGUGGGGCCUACCUGUCCACGGACUGGAGCGAGCGCCGGCGAGGAGGGAACAAGCUGAGCUUCUUUGGGACUGGAGAGUGCUUUGUGUUCAGGGUGGCGACCGAGAGUCUGGAAUGUCCUUUGCUGAGCAGAGCUCUGUGCAGUGUGGGCACUAACUACAGCCCUGCUCUCUCUGCCCCUCUGCAGCUGCAGCCAGAAGUGGAACGCUACGAGUGGGUGAUCAUAAAGCACCCAGAACUGGCCACAGCUGGCCCAGAGACAGAGAACCACUCCUCCCCAGCUCCCAGCACGCUCUCCUCCGGCAGUGGCCCCUCGGAGCCCUCGGAUCGCCUCUCUCCCUUCCUGUCAGCGCGGCACUUCAACCUGCCUUCCAAAACUGCCUCCAUGUUCAUGGCUGGCAGCAGCGAGUGCAUCAUCGUCGGAGGAGGUGAUGGCCAGGCUCUGUACCUGGAUGCAGAUCUGAACCACGGGAGAACCAGCCACUGCAACACUUUCAAUAACCAGCCACUGUGCUCUGAAAACUUCCAGAUCUCUGUGCUGGAGGUGUGGGGCUUCAGGGACACCAUGAAUGGUUGACAUGACUGUCAUUAAUCAACUAGUUUUUCAGUUGUUCUAGGAUUCCCACGGCAAAUUCCAAGGCAGGAGCCAAGUUGGAACAUCCUUUUUGCUGGGCUUAGUGCUGUCAGUCAUUCCUAAGUGGUGCACUUGGAUACAGGGCCUAGUUGUUUACUCUUGUUUUAGACAGGUCAAGGUGAAGUAAUGUCAACUCCUUGUCUCUUUACCUCUAGAGCUCUGUAUUCAGGCCCUGCUAUUAGGUGGAAAUGAACGUGUGAUGAUUUCAGACCCAUCCUAGGAGGAUACAGGUCCAUAUCACGGGAUAGGUUUGGCGUUUGCAGUUCCUCAGAGGCACAGCACUGGCUGAGCUGUGCUGCAGAGCUCUGAGCCACUGGCACCCGUACCUGGCCUGAGCCAGGAAUAUCAAAUGUCUUCUCACAGGGAACACUGGUGACCUCAGAUUUGAUGUAGAACAGUAGUUCGUAAAACCAUUGCCCUACUCUGAGCAGACUUUGUGCAGACAAAUCAGUACCAUUAAGUUAUGAAGCUCUUAAUUCACACCAGAACCAUGAUUGCUAAUCCUCUCCUUGUACCAGAACACUUGGCACGUCCCAGUUGUAUCUGUUUGAGGAGUAUGCCUCUGAGAGAGGCAUCCAGGCUGGACAGUCAUAUCUCCAAGGCUUGAUUUUGUUUACAUUCCUACUCCAUAUCAGUAUGAUGACUUCAGACCGACUUGUGUGUCAGGCAACUGGAAGCCAGAGCAUAUCUGCAGUGCUCAGAAACAGCCCUUUCCUCAUCCUUCCUGGGAGCUGAAAUGGAGCUUUAAAUCUGAGGAUAACUGUGCUGAUAUCCCUGUGUGUCUGGGGAAUUAGACAUGGUGACACGGGAGCUUCAUGCUCUCCCCACAAGCAAAGGAAGAAGAUAGGAGGAAGAUCCUGGAAAAAGUAGCAGUUUCCUGCCAGCAUGUUCUAGUAGGUUCUGGGUGAUGCAGAGAGGCUUUUGCUCAUUCCUGAGCAUUCCUACAGUCCUCUUUGGGCAUGGCAGGUGGCAUGUAAUAUCUGGAGGCAGUUUCCCAGUGUCUUUACCCAAAACUUGCAGUGUCACCUGUGGAGCUUCUCCCACAUGAAGCACAAAUACAUAAACAUCAGUGAGAAGUCAAGAGCAUACAACAGGAUGCUCAAAGCUUCAGUGAGUAACUCACCAGUAAGAUUUAUCACAACAGGUAAAAUGAAGGGAAAGAGAAAUUGCUGAUUCUUUCAACAGUUCAGUCUAAAAGAUUGCUGUAAAGUGGGAGAAAUGUUAUUGCUACUUGAACUUCAUUAAAAGGAAAAAUUAAGCAUUAAUAAUGUUAAAAGUUCAGCUGGACAGGGUCACAUUCAUGUUCAGAGGUGAGAUUUUGGUGAUGGUGGCUUGUCCAGCUUGGCAGCAGUGACAAUCCCAAAUGGCUUGGCAGAGGGCUGCCUCUUGCAGAGUAUGUGAACAAACUUGGCAAAAAUACGAUUUGCUGCUUAAGGUACCAUUUUGAAUUUUUGUCAAAAUAACUCUCUGAAAUAUUGGCCUGUGUGCAGAACAGUUUAGGGUGUCUUUUGUACCAUUUGUGUUUGCAACUGGAUUCUCUCACCCUGUCUGAGGGUCAGCACUGGGCCUCCCUUUCUCCUCCUUCCCACUCAGUGAGUUCUGUCCAGCUGUCUUUUCACAGGUUUACCAUAGGCUUGAUUGAACUGGGAGAGAUAAUUCAUUUAUACUGAUGUAUUUAGAUGUGGAAGAACUCAGUCAUAUCAGGCUUUUUGCAAACACUGGCCGAUGCUGCCUUCUGUUAUAUUUUUCAAAGCCACCUGUGUCACUUUGCCCUUGCAGGUAUCCCACAAUCUUCCUCAGACAAAAGAAAUUACUCAGAACAUGUAUCCCAUUUAGUAGGUUCUCCUCAGUGUAGGUGAGUUUUCACUUUUGUCUGCAUCUUCUCUUUUGAGCUUAUGUGAGGUGCCCUUGGUAAAAAAAAAAGAAAAAGACCAACUCAAAAACACAAUAGCAUUAAUUUCCAGGUUGUUGUCAGAAAUUCCCUGGAGCUGUGUGUUGGCAGGAUUUGUGGGAGUUGAAUAUUAUGCUCCAAAUGAAUAGGUUUUAUCUGCAGAAUCUUUGCUGCAGUGUGAUGGGAUUUCCUCAGCAGUGUGAUGGGAUUUCCUCACUCCCAUCCCUACUGGAUGCAGCAAUGGCAAUACCUUGUCGUAUGCCAUACCUAAGAAACAUGCCUCAGAAACAUGCUCCUUUCCCUGCCAUGUUCUUAGUGCACACUGAUUUGGAUGUUUGGAAUCAGAAGUAAUUCCUGGUUGCUCAGAAGUCCAUUGUUGUGUGAGAAUCCAAGGAGCAGUACUGGACACCAGGCACAGGGUUGGUUUGGUUUGAUAAAGGCAUCCUGUGGGACUGGUCUAUGUGGUUUGAACUGGAAUAGCCUAGGUAAGCAAGAGGCUGCAACAAUCCUGGGAGAGGAGCUGUACAGUCCUGUGGCAUCUUCACACAGUCCUUGUGUUCAGUAAAAGUGGAUGUUCCUUGUCACAUGCAAAUCCUCAUCUGUCAUUCCUGUAGUGGUUGUGAGACACCUUAGAGGAACAAGACUUUGGCUUCUUUCCAGUACCAAAGAGGCGUUUUUCCUCUCUGUAGUUAAUGGCUGUUGCUGACCAAGUGUUUAUCAAAGUUUGUUACAGUUUGUCACAUGCAAAGCCCUUGAGGUGGAGGCCACAGGCUGGUUUUGAAGACAAUGACUGCAAUGGGCACCUUAUCAGAAAGUUCAAGUUAUCUCAAGUGCUCCAGCUGUGAAGUGCUUUAGUCAGUUGUUACUUGCAGCUCUGAACAAGUGUUGGUGUAGUUUGUAGUCCCUCUUUGUGGUCCCCUGGCAGCAAUGAUAGCAGUGCCAGAGUCAGGGAAUGAGCCCUUUGUGGAGCUGGGCUGGGCCUCAGCCACCACCGUCCUGCAGGAGCAUGUCUGCCUUCCUGAGAACCUGCUUUUGCUGUGGCAUAUUCUCUUGAAAGCAGAAAAGAUUCAAAACUCCUGACACCAGAAACUUGACUUCAUUGUGAAUGACAUUCAGGCUGUUUGCAGGCCAUGGGAACUGUUUCCAGCUGCAGCCAGGCUGGACAGACUUCACUGCUCCUGAGCUGCCAUUCCUACAGCUCCUGCACUUUGGCACACUCCCUUUUCUGAUUGAAGCACAUUAAUCACCCUCCUGUUAACAGAGGCAAAUUAACAAAGGGAUGGGAAAAACUCCCAUUUUCUCUCUGGUGACAUAUCUGAAGUCAAAAUGGAGUGGGGCCAGUACUGUUCUUUAAAGAGUUAAACCAUGCCAAUAGAGAUCUGUGGUUACCCACAGAGGAGGGGUGGCACGUGCAGAUCCUUCAACUGCUGUCUGUGUGUGUGCGUUGAAUUUGUGUACUUUCUCCGUUGAAUUUGUGUACUUUCUCCUUGGAAAUCCAUCGUCAUUUUUGAUGGGGAGUGAUGUCCUCUGCCCGCUGAGCACAGGGACACUGCUGCCACGGCCAGCAGGGACCAAGAGCUGAGCUGCAGCUCCGGCGAGUGACAUCCAAGGCGUUGUGCACCCGGCUCUUGGGAUGCCUUUGUGCCAGCUCUCUGUCCUGAAUUUCAGACUAUUCACAGUCAUGUUGAGUGUGUGCACUAUUUGGGGUGAUGUUCUCUCAGAUGAGUGGUGGUGUGCUGUUGAUUUGGUUUUCUACCCUCCCUUGGAAUCGCUGCCCUACGUCGAUGGUAUUUUUGUCACUGUGCGGAAUCUUGGAUUAUAUUAAAGGUAUUUGACUGUG